Messenger RNA from Aricia agestis (brown argus), 2031 nucleotides. RefSeq names its product DNA-(apurinic or apyrimidinic site) endonuclease-like. Gene Ontology annotation, molecular function: endonuclease activity; phosphoric diester hydrolase activity; double-stranded DNA 3'-5' DNA exonuclease activity. Bases 160 to 1992 code for a protein of 610 amino acids. Gene Ontology annotation, cellular component: nucleus. Gene Ontology annotation, biological process: base-excision repair. Lineage: Eukaryota; Metazoa; Arthropoda; Insecta; Lepidoptera; Lycaenidae. The transcript has 6 exons. The record is from RefSeq and is a predicted model, not a curated record.
UGUCAAGUGUCAAUAAGUCAUUUUACCGGCAAAAUUUACGAUUUUGUGUAGCAAUUUGUUUCGCAGUUUCGCAAUUUAAGUAAAUUUACAAAAUCGUUUGCAGGACACUCAAAAACUAACAAAUAAUUGUAUUUGUUUUAAAAUAAUUGUAACAAUAAAAUGGCUCCAAGGACUACAAAAGCAAAGAAAAACACUGAAGUUCAACCGAUAGAGAGUGAGGCUCCAAAGAAAGGAAGGGGGAAAACAAAGGUGGAAAAGGUAGUGGAAUCCAAUGUUGAAAAUGAACUCAACGAAGAAAAUGUUGAGAUUUCUGAAAAAAAGACUAAAAGAGGAAAAAGACCUGCCGUUAAAGAAAAUGGUACAGUUGAAGCUUCUGCUCCAGCACCAAAAAAGGGUAGGAAGAAAAAUGUUGAAAAUGAGACAAAAGAUAAUGAUAAUUCUAAAGAGUCAACACAAGCUGAUGAAAAUGGGGAGGAAGAAGUAUUGACCAAUGGUGAUUCUGAUGCAGUUGUUAGCAAAGGCCAAAAGGUCCAAUCCAAGAAAGUUACAAAGUCUAAAGAACCCGCUAAGGCUAAGAAAACAACUAAACAAGUUGAAGAUAAAGAAGCUGAACAAAAACCGAAAGGAAGAGGAAGAAAACCAAAAGCUGAGGAUAUUGAAGAUUUAGAACAAAAUAAAGAUGACGAAGAAGAAAAACCAGAACCAGCAGCUAAAGGUAGGAGAAAGGGUAAAUUGGCACAAGCAAAAUCAGAAGAGACUGAAGAAGAAAAUACAGAAGACAAGAUAGAACCAGAACCAAAAAAGAAGGAAACCAAAGGCCGUAAAAAUGUUACUAAGAAAGUUCCAUCUAAACAAGAAUCUGAAGAUGAAGUUGAGUCAAAAGAGGAGACAUCAGCUGAAAGUAAUAAUGAUACAAAAAAUGCCUUAAAAGAAACAGAGCAAGUUAAGGAGGAUUCUGAUGCAAAGGAGGAAGAAAGCGCACCUGAAGUGAAGCAAACAAAAGGCAAGAGAGGUCAAAAGAAAACAGUGGAAAAGAAAACGGGUGCUGAAGAGGAGCAAGACAAUGGCGAGCCUGCCACCAAACGCAGGCGCAAGGUUGAUGCUACUGAGGAAAAGAAACCUGUAAUGGUAAAAUCAGUAACCGAUUAUGAGUCAAUAGAUUUUACUAAUACUUCUAAAAAUGCACAGGGUAAAGAGUGGAAUUUUAAAAUAUGUACGUGGAACGUGGACGGAAUUAGGGCGUGGUUGAGCAAGGGCGGAUUGGAUUACAUAAAAUACGAGAAACCCGACAUACUUUGUUUGCAAGAAACCAAGUGUUCGCAGGAAAAAUUGCCGACAGAAAUAACUAACUUGCCCGGCUACCACGCGUACUGGCUAUGCAGCGACAAGGAUGGGUACGCCGGAGUCGGGGUUUACACGACAAAGCUGGCCAUGAACGUCCAAUACGGUCUCCAGAACGAGGAGCUGGACAGCGAAGGUCGCAUCAUCACUGCCGAAUACGAGUUGUUCUAUUUGAUAUGCACGUACGUUCCGAACGCCGGUAGGAAACUAGUCACCCUCCCUAAAAGACUGAAGUGGAACGAGGAAUUCCGCAGACAUGUACAGAUGUUAGACAAGAAAAAACCAGUGAUAAUAUGUGGAGACAUGAAUGUAGCUCACAAUGAAAUAGAUUUGAAAAAUCCAAAAACAAAUAAGAAGAAUGCUGGUUUCACAGAGGAAGAAAGAGCGGGAAUGACAGACUUAUUGGGAGAUGGUUUCGUGGACGUCUACCGCCACUACUAUCCUGACAAGGCUGGUGCUUAUACAUUUUGGACUUAUAUGAGUAACAGCCGAGCAAAAAACGUUGGAUGGCGACUGGAUUACUUCAUUGUAUCACAACGACUGUUGCCAUCUAUCUGUGACAGUGUUAUAAGAGACAAAGUGUAUGGCAGUGACCAUUGUCCUCUAUCAUUGUUUUUACAUCUUACAAGUGCGGACAAACCUAAAGAGUAAUAAGAAAAGGACAACAUUUUUUAAUUUUUCAAUACCGAC